UUUCAGACGGAUGCCUGCGUUCGCGAGCUCCGGCAAUAUAGCCUAUUUAACGGUGCCAUGUCGCCUGCUCUGGUAUUCGUCGCAACGAUCCUGGCUCUACUGGCAUGGAACAUUACUUCCGGGGACAUUUACACCAGGGAAGAUUUCUUCGGGGACAUUUCCUCUGGGGACUUUUUUCCCGAUCCCGGCACAUAUCACGAAAAGGCCCAUAGAAACCAGACUUGUACACGUUACUCGAACAAGGAAGGUCCGGAAAAUAUUCUCCUAUUGGGAAGGCAAAGGGAUUCCUCACCAAGGAUUCUGGCAGUAUAUGCGUGUCGUCUACGAAAUGCUCACAAAGCCGUUGCACAUUAGUGUGAUUGACGACUACAAGAAAUAUGGACGUCUAUACGGAUCCUACCAGGACACCGACCCUUGCUUGGUUGUGGGGGAACCAGACGUGCUCCGUGAGGUUUACAUCAAGGACUUCUCCUCGUUCGUCGACAGAACACAAGUACUGGUUGGUGAAGCAGUUUGGGACCGGAUGGUUUUAACCCUGAGAGGUACAGAAUGGAAGAACGCCAGAACGAUUUUCACUGCGGGAUUCACAACAGCGCGGCUGAAAACAAUGGUGCCCAAGCUUCUGCGUGUUGGCAGUCGAACGGCCGAUGUAUUCGUGGAGUAUGCAGACAGCAAUGAGCCUGCAAACAUUUGCGAUAUCUUCAUGAAGUCGUCACUGGACUCGGUGGCUGCUGUUGCAUUCAACGCCGAUAUGGACAGCGUCCGAGACCCGAACAAUCCGUUCAUCAAAAACUACUUCAACAUUUUCGGAGGAGAUGCGGGCUGGAAGAUAGUGCUAUACUUUAAGAUGCCACGGCUAUUCAAGCUUUUAAGGCUGUCGAUAAUCACCAAGGAAUACAUGGACAACUUCUCUGUUUUUGUGAAAAGCAUCAUUGAAGAACGCAUGAAAAGCAAAACUAAAGUCAACGAUCAGCUCCAACUGUUGCUGGACGCAGUGGUGCCCGAGGCCACGACCGGUGAGGAUGGAGGGUCGUCUGAAAACCUAACCACGGGAAAACACCUCUCCACGGACGACGUUGUGGCUCAAGUGUUUAUUCUGCUCAUCGGCGGAAAUGACACCGUGGCCUCGGCUCUCUUCUGCAUGUUCUACGCACUGGCGCUGUAUCCAGAAUAUCAAGAAAAAGUGAUUGAAGAGAUCGACCGUGUCGUCGGAAAAGAAGAAGUGACUUACGAGAAGUUGCAGUUCUUGGAGUACUUGGAAGCUGUGAUCAAUGAAACGCUCCGCGUUUACACCCCGGACGCAUUCCUGAUGAGGCACUGUACGAAGAAAACGACGCUGCAAGGGAUAGAACUCCAUCCUGGGAACGCGAUUCACAUUCCUAUUCAUGCAAUCCACAUGGAUCCUGAUUUCUACGAUGAACCCCUGAAAUUCAAGCCUGAAAGAUUUCUCCCGGAAAACAAAGACACUAUUCGCCCCUUCACAUUCAUGCCCUUUGGAGCUGGUCCACGAAACUGCGUCGGAAUUCGUCAAGCAAUGAUACAGUUGAAGAUUUUCACGGUUUGCAUCUACCAGAAGGUCAAGUUUGAGCGAUGCAGCGAAACCAUAGAUCACAUGGAACUCAAGUCUGGUUCCCUUGUCCGUGAGCUGCGCAAGCCGAUCAAACUUCGUGCUGUUCGACGUUGAUGGUCCCCGCCUUACUUCAACGUCUGCCUUUCGAGUUUCUGCGAACUUUCUUUCACAUUUUUUCUUCAACACGUCGAGAUAUAAUAGUGAAUGGUGCGUAACCAAGUUAGCGUACGUACUUUGAUUGCUGCUGUUAGUUAAUAUGAACUCAACUGGAGCUGGUCGAGUUUGAUUGUCGGGAUCGACUCGCUCAUGAAGACGCUGUCGGGUCGUGUUGAACCCGCGCCGCGGCAAGUCGAGACAACCUGACGUCAGAAGACAGGUUGACUCGCUUGAGGAGGCGUGUGUAAAGGAGUUGUCGUUGUCGUCCACGGGCCGCCACGAUCGCCUCUUGUGUAAACAGCAUCGGGUCGUGUUCGACUCAGCCCGCUAGUCAACUCAACCCGCUCCUGUCAGUUUCAUGUAAACGAGGUUUAGUCGUGUUCAACAUAAAAAACAGCCAGUUGUAAAAUAUGCUUCCAGGGACGCGUUCCUUGCCACAACUUAGCUUCGCAAGCUCGCCAUUGCCCCGUCUUCGCCUGCGCCGAGUGGAAGGCCUAAAAAUGGUCAGGGGCGUGCUCACAGCUACGUCGCAGACUCGCAAAUUUGCGUUUGCUUCCCUCAUCAUCGUAGAAGCAGGUCGGCCGCAUAGUACGUUUCGCGUGCCGUUUCCUGUCAGACCCUCCGCCUGGGGUCGUAGCCGUUGGGAGAGGAGGCUGAACGACGAGAAUGAGUGAUGUUCGACGUUCGCGUUCGAAAUAUUUACAUCUUGAUGUCUUCUUAAAUAGGGAAGGUACUGCUGACAACCCACUGCGUAAUCAUACCGCACUCAUGGGAUGCCGUCACUACCAUGUACGGGUAUUUGUUUGGUUUUGUUUCGUUUUGGUCUUAUUGUAUUGUAGGUUGUAGUGCUUUAUUGAUAUGUAGGUACUUUUCUCGACGGAACCUUUAACUGGAGGGGGGAUUCUCCUUCUGGUUCUUUCAGUUGUAUCUUAUGUGUAUGAAUGUACUCCAUGAAGGAAUGGUAAUAAAGAUAAAAAUGAUUGAUUGAAAAGGAAUAAAAAGAACAAGAUGACACAAC
This is a messenger RNA of Ornithodoros turicata, 2744 nucleotides long. Its product is annotated as cytochrome P450 3A24-like. The transcript has 15 exons. The record is from RefSeq and is a predicted model, not a curated record. Bases 11 to 1684 code for a protein of 557 amino acids. NCBI's taxonomy places the organism in Eukaryota, Metazoa, Arthropoda, Arachnida, Ixodida, Argasidae. Gene Ontology annotation, molecular function: oxidoreductase activity, acting on paired donors, with incorporation or reduction of molecular oxygen; heme binding; iron ion binding.